UGCGCGCCAAAUCUUGCAUUGUUUCCUGACUGAGAAGUUUGUUGUCAGCAGUGGUGGGUCAAAGUAUCCAGCCAAAUGGUACGAACAAAAGCCGACGGUGCCUGUAAAGCGAUUGGUGCAAAGUCCUCCCGGAAAGGUAUAGCUAUUGCCAGAGCUAGUGGAGGAGCGUCUUCAAGUUCUGCAGGAGCGAAAGGCUCGGGCUCCGAUAAAUACUCUGGGGGCAACCCUUACUGCCCUCGCCCAACUCCGCCAUGGCAGAAAGAAAUUAGCGGAUUUCUGAUCAAGACCAAGCCUACAUCGGAAAGUAACCAGAGCAUGGAAGACACCAGUUCAUUGCAGCAACAGGAUGACGGAGACACCUCUUCGGAGAAGUGACAGUUGAAAGAUGGAAUUUUAACUGGAGUGCCUUGUACAGACUUAUUGUGCCAUGUGUUGUUUAUUAAAGCUGGUUUUAUCUUU
Molecule: messenger RNA, 459 nt
Organism: Ornithodoros turicata
Lineage: Eukaryota; Metazoa; Arthropoda; Arachnida; Ixodida; Argasidae
Product: PCNA-associated factor-like
Exons: 4
Coding region: 76-375 (99 amino acids)
Biological process (GO): translesion synthesis; regulation of cell cycle
Cellular component (GO): nucleus
Molecular function (GO): chromatin binding
Source: RefSeq, a predicted model, not a curated record